AUGCCGUUCCGCGUUUCUGUCCGACUGGCGCACGACACCUUGUGUCUCUCAGACACCGUCGAGGGCAGCGCCUCGGUAGACGUGGAGGGCACGUUGCACGAUGUCGCGGCAGCUGCGCCAAGCGCUGUGCGUGUGGUCUUGCGCGCUGUAGAGGUGGCUGGAAAGAGGCACGCCAUUGAGCACAUGGUGCUGGUCACAACAGUGGCAGGUCCAUCGACAGCGCACGAAGAGGCCGCGGCUGCCGCCCUGCGUGAGAGGGCGAAUCGGUUCACGACGGAGGCAGCGCGCCGCAACCCGCUAUCUGGUGUUCCAGUGGGCACUGACAGCACCAUGCCUGUCGAGGGCGGUGCCAGUGAAAACUACACCUACGGCACGGGUGCUGGUGGUACCUCGAACCCCGGUGGCGUGACAGGUGACACCGCUGCCUCGCCUCCGCAGAGGUGGGAGGCGGGUGGCCAUUACAUGUACCCCUUCGCGCUGCAGCUUCCCCCGUGGCUGCCUCCGUCCUACUACUACAAGCCCAGGGCCGGCAAGUCGCACAUGUCGAUGCGCUACACGGUGGCAGCCUUCGUGGUCUGCGGCGUGGAGGAGGCUGAUGUGGAUGUGGCCACGCGGGAAUUCACGUCGCAGACGACGGUGUUGGUGCCCUGCACUCCGCUCCCGGCGAAAGCGUGGAGAGGCAGCACUCGCAACAGUGACGGCGGCGCUGAAGGCGCCGAUAAGAGGGGGACGUGCGCGUCUGCGCCGCUGCUCUCCCCGGUGGGCUUUCUACUUCCGGCUGAAAUCCCUCAGCUCCUGGAACGCCUCCCCGCCGCACAACUUGUCGACUUCACUGUAUUAUCGGCGCUGCCGAAGCGCGAGCUGCAGCAGUGCGUGGAGCGUGUGUCGAUCUCACCCCCGUUCCGCGAAAAACUCACAUAUCACGUAUACAAGCACAGCCUCGUCUUGCGCGGUCUUCUCGGCAACAAGCCGUACACCGCCGUCGACGUGCGCAUCAUGUACGACUCAAGUGCGGCCGUGAUCCUGUGCGGUCGCCAGCAGUCCGUCAUGCGAGGGCGUGCUGCAUUAGGGCUCGCAGCACCGCAAGGCAACGACUCUGGUGACGCGCCAGCUGCUUUCCCUUCUGCCGGCAGCGGAGUUGCUCCAGGCGGACUGACUGUGGCGGGGAUCGUUAUUGGCGGUGACUACAACUGCGUCCCUCGCAUCCAUACGGACAACCACGGCACGGCACCUCCACCGCUGGGUGAGAGGGUGCGUGGGCGGCAAUCGCCUGCUGCGGCUGAUCCACAGAGUAGCGACAGCGCUAACAGUCUUGGUCGCAACGGCGAAGGCGAAGGUGGCAACCGCCUGAGUACGGUGAGCUCGUGCACAGAUCCGGCGAUUAGCGGGGCGCUGCGGCUACGUGUGCGUGUGCGCACCGGCAGUGUUGCUGUGAGCAAAGUGCGGGUAAAGCUGUUGGAGCGGGUUCGCUGCACCAGCGCCCCGGCAGCACAGCCGUACGACGUCUACACGCUUGCCAGGUACACGCACUCAGAGAAGAUACAUGCCAACAUGUCGAUUGAGUUCCCUGUUGAGCUGGCUCUGCCGAAACAGUUUCGCCACACCGCCGCGGACAAUGACAAGUACCCCCCACCCGCUGGCAUCACCACCGCUGCCGUCCACACCACCACGUGGCUGCAGAUCACCUUUCCCAACCUCCACGCCGUUUCAGAAGCACAGCUAGGGGAGAAUGUCGUGUUGGUUGGUGAGGACGUGGACCUGACAGACACGGUGCCGUUCUUGCCCUGCGCGUGCCCGGUGCAGACACUAUGA
Molecule: messenger RNA, 1812 nt
Organism: Leishmania mexicana MHOM/GT/2001/U1103
Lineage: Eukaryota; Euglenozoa; Kinetoplastea; Trypanosomatida; Trypanosomatidae
Exons: 1
Coding region: 1-1812 (603 amino acids)
Source: RefSeq, a predicted model, not a curated record